AUGGUUGACUCCAGCGAUGACUCCACCUCAGAUUGCUUUGAAAUCAGGCGCAAUAGCAAUGUCAACAAACCUUUUCCUUGGUCUCCUCUCACGAGGAAGCAUGAGGACGAUGAAGUCAUCUCCGGUACGGAAGCGAUGCUCAGAAGGAGAAAGCAACCAAAGACAACGAUGGCAUUUGUAUCUUCUUCCUCAACCCGAAAGAUCAUUUGGGCCAAAAAUGCAACAGAAAGUGCUUCUAACGAGAAUAUGCAAGACCAAGCAAAGAAGAAUGUGCCCUGUGUGGAGCAAGAGCAGGACGCACUUGAGGCAGCAGCAUCGUUUCGAAGUUUAGAGAAAAAUCAACAGAAAAUGAAGCUUGAGAAUUUGGAAAACCUUGGAGCUCAACGAAUAUAUGAGCUACUUGAUGAAUGGAAUGCAUUGAUCAACGAGGAGAAGCAGUUGAUUUUCAAGAAACUGAUUUUCUCUGCAAAGCUUGCAAACGCAUGA
Eutrema salsugineum is the source of this 486-nucleotide messenger RNA. RefSeq names its product GLABROUS1 enhancer-binding protein-like 3. Lineage: Eukaryota; Viridiplantae; Streptophyta; Magnoliopsida; Brassicales; Brassicaceae. The coding region runs from base 1 to 486 and encodes 161 amino acids. The record is from RefSeq and is a predicted model, not a curated record. The transcript is spliced from 3 exons.